GCUCUCCAGCACCAAGUUUCCUACGCACAGUCCCACGAUGGCGAAUCGAGGAUACGAUGUGGUCGUUGACGUUGAUGCAGAGGGCGACCUAGGCCAUACCGACCUGCAAGAGGACCCUCUUGAGUUCCACUCCUCCAACUUCGACGAUACCUCCUCCAACCGUCACAAGAUCGCGCCGGACGGCAACUCCAGCUUCCUGCCUGGAGGCCCAUCGUCACGCAACACCGGCAAGCGCUUCCUGUGGAGCAUCUCCUUCUACCAACAGUUCUUCGACGUCGACACAAAUGAAGUCCUGAAGCGCUGCUAUACGGCGGUAUUCCCGCGCGCAAACUUCCUCGAUGUGCUCGAGGGGAAUCCGGAUCUGUAUGGUCCGUUCUGGAUCGCGACGACGGUGGUGGUCAUCUUGUUCCUCUCCGGCACGAUCAACAAGUACAUGGCGCACGAUGACAAGGUGCAUUUCAAUUAUGAUUUCAAACUGCUGAGUGGUGCUGCCGGGCUGAUAUACGGAUACACGAGUGUGAUACCUGUUGCGCUGUUCGGGACGCUGAAGUGGUUUGGUAGCGAGUCGGCGAACUUGAUGGAGUGUUGGGCUCUCUAUGGAUAUGCGAACAUCAUCUGGAUACCCGUCGCGUUCAUCUCGUGGUCGCACAUCGACAUCCUCAACUUCGUCUUCGUCGGCGUCGGCUUUGCCGUCUCCGCACUCUUCCUCUUCCGCAACCUCUACCCGAUGCUCAGCGCAACGGACAUGCGGACAUCGAAGAUACUGCUGAUCGUCGUGAUUGCCCUGCAUGCCGGUCUUGCCAUUGCCAUCAAGAUCCUGUUCUUCGCACAUAAAAGUCCAGCGGUCAAACACCAUGAUCACGACGAUGAUGACGACGAUGAUGAUGACGACAAGGUGAAGCUGAUCAAGAUGCUUUUGAAGAUGUUAUAGAACCUUUUUUUUUGAGCGGUCCUCGUGCUUUGCUUCAUCGCAGCUGCUUUGUAGUCUAGCAGUAUACUCCCUGUACUAUAGUCGUUGACGUUGACGUCGUGCUUGUAAACACUAUGCCAAUAAAUCUUCAGACGACCCGCCGUGCCAAAGUGGUGGUGGUUGGUAGUGGUGGUGAACGACGACUCUGACAACAACCAUUGGCCUCACGGGCCCCCUCUUAACAG
This is a messenger RNA of Pseudovirgaria hyperparasitica, 1155 nucleotides long. Its product is annotated as Yip1-domain-containing protein. Gene Ontology annotation, molecular function: small GTPase binding. The transcript is spliced from 6 exons. Gene Ontology annotation, cellular component: Golgi apparatus; membrane. The coding region runs from base 38 to 931 and encodes 297 amino acids. Lineage: Eukaryota; Fungi; Ascomycota; Dothideomycetes; Acrospermales; Acrospermaceae. Gene Ontology annotation, biological process: vesicle-mediated transport. The record is from RefSeq and is a predicted model, not a curated record.